Messenger RNA from Mya arenaria, 3531 nucleotides. RefSeq names its product fibrinogen-like protein A. The coding region runs from base 335 to 1354 and encodes 339 amino acids. The record is from RefSeq and is a predicted model, not a curated record. The transcript has a single exon. NCBI's taxonomy places the organism in Eukaryota, Metazoa, Mollusca, Bivalvia, Myida, Myidae.
GGGCACAUUAUAACAGUUCCGAAAGACGAUGGCUUCAAUUACUUUCAAUCUCCGAUACUUUGCUAUCGUUUUAUUUGUUUCAAAGUUGUCUUAUGGGUAUCAGACGUUGCAACGUUUGACAGAACGAUUAGAUGCUGUAGAAGAAGCUUUGAGGCAAGAGAGUAGAUUCAGACGCGAGGACGUUAAAGCAUUAUACGAAGUGCUAAAGAAUUUACAGGGACACAUACUACAGAUUCUGUUGCAGAUAUAAAAGGACAUGAAGACGUAAGCACAUGCACAACGUGUAUUGAAGAAGAAACACCAUCAAAAGAUAACUCCUUAAAGUUACUGUUAAAUGCUUUCAAGCGGGAAAAACAAAAAAAAUGUACAUUUGCAGAACGAACUUAUAAACAUUCAAAACAAGCUUGAGGAGAAAAUUGCAAACUUGUCAGAGGAAACUGUAAAGAACGUUGCAGGAGAAAUAUCUGUUAUUCUUCAAUUUAAAGAACGAUUAAACGACAAUGUUACAGUGUUGGCACGUGGUAUUGAAGAAAGAAUCAUGGCACACUUAAACCAAGAGAAGUCGUCUAUGAGGGCAGUGAUUUCUGAAGUUAUUGCCGACUUAACGGCGAUAAAUGAUUCAUUCAUUGAUGAAAUCGAGCGGUGUUUUGAUAAACUUUCUAACCAGACAAAAAAACUAAAUAAUCUGAGUUUAAAUGUCAGCCAAAAACAUUCAGCAUGUAAUAAAGUGAUGUCAAAAGAUGGCCCAGUACUUGAUACAUACGUGAAACAACUCAAACAAAUAGUUCCAGUUUUCUGUGACUUCGAUACAGACGACGAGGGAUGGAUUGUAUUUCAGAGAAGGAAAUACGGUUCCGAGGAUUUCAAUCGUUCAUGGGAAGAAUACAAACUUGGAUUUGGUGACCUGAACGAUGACUUUUGGUGGGGAAAUGAAAAACUGCAUCACAUGACUACGGGAGAGCCUAUGGAGCUCCGCAUUGAUUUAGAGGAUUUCAAUGGAAACAAAGCCUUCGCCAAGUAUCAUUCGUUUCGAAUUCGUUCAGAGGAACAUAACUAUAAGCUUGAAGUAGGUGGAUAUAGCGGCUCUGCAGGAGAUGCGUUGAGCGACAAUGUAAACGAUUUUUGGAAUCAUAAUGGACAGGAGUUUUCUACUCGUGACAGAGAUAAUGAUAACCACUUGACCAACUGUGCGGAAAGAUUUAGAGGAGGAUGGUGGUUCAAUGCUUGUUUCGCUGCUAAUUUAAAUGGACAUUGUUUUGGAAAGGAACAGGGCGCAGGCGAUUGGCAAGGUAUACUCUGGUAUACAUUCAGCGAAAAGUCGUCCCUGAAAUUUGCUGAAAUGAAGUUCCGAUGAAAGCAAUGACAAAGUCCAACGCUGUUUAAAAACAAACUAGAAGUAUUAGUUUGUUUGUACUCAAUUUUGCUUUUUGGGUGAUUAUAUAUUGAUAAAUCUUGGUCAAAAUGACAUUGUAUUUGUUUAAACGUUUUACACAAUUUUUAAUACGGGCUCUAAACCGAGCGAAGCUCGGCAGAGCCCUAUUACGGUUACACGUAGCACUACUUUUGUUCAAAAGUUGCACAUACUAUCAGCCUGAAAAAAAGACGUAAAGGUGAUGGAACCAGUAUUUUUUUCUGUUCAUAAACUAUAUUGAGCGCGUGCAUGCCGGACACCAACGUUAUCAGAGCGUGACGACACGGAAGAAAAAAUUUAAACUAUGCGAUGCGGCGAAAUAGCGCCCCACUAGUUAUUAAACAUGCAACACUGUCAGAUACCGAAGGUGCAACACCGUCAGAUACCCAUGGUGCAAUACCGUCAGAUAGCCAAGGUGCAACAUCGUCAGCUGCCCAAGAUGCACCACCGUCAGAUACCCAAAGUGCAACACCGUCAUAUACCCAAAGUGCUACAUCGUCAGCUACCCAAGAUGCACCACCGUCAGAUACCCAAGGUGCAACUCCGUCAGAUACCCCAAGGUGCAACACCGUCAAAUAUCCAAGGUGCAACACUGUCAGAUACCCAACAUGCAACACAGUCAGAUACCCAACAUGCAACACUGUCAGAUACCCAAGGUGCAACACUGUCAGAUACCCAAGGUGAAACACCGUCGGAUACCCAAGAUGCAACAAAAUCAGCUUUCCAAGGUGCAACACCGUCAGAUACCUAAGGUGAAACACCGUCGGAUACCCAAGAUGCAACGACGUCAGAUACCCAAUGUGCAACACUGUCAGAUACCCAAGAUGCAACGCUGUCAGAUAGCCAAGGUGCAACAAUGUCAGUUAUCCAAGGUGCAACACCGUCAAAUACCCAAGAUGCAACAUCGUCAGAUACCGAACAUGCAACACUGUCAGAUACCUAAGGUGCAACAACGUCAGAUACCCAAGGUGCAACACCGUCAGAUACACAAGAUGCAGAACUGUCAGAUACCCAAGGUGCAACAAUGUUAGAUACACAAGAUGCAACAACGUCAAAUACCCAAAAUGCAACACCGUCAGAUACCCAACAUGCAUCAAUGUCAGAUACCCAAGGUGCAACACCGUCAGAUACCCAAGGUUCAACACCGUCAGAAAUACCAAAGAUGCAAUAAUGUCAGAUAGGAUAGGUGAAACACCGUCAGACACUCAAGAUGCAACACCACCGUCAGAUAACCAAGUUGCAACACCACAUUUAGAUAACCAAGCAACAGCAUCGUCAGAUAACCAAGGUACAACAUCGUCAAAUACCCAAGGUGCAACAUCGUCAGAUAACCAAGGUGCAACACUGUUAGAUAACCAAGGUGCAACACUGUCAGAUACUCAAGGUGCAACACUGUCAGAUACUCAAGGUGCAACACCGUCAGAUACCAAAUUGCAUCACUGUCAGAUACCCAAGGUGCAACACCGUCAGAUACCCAAAAUGCAACACCGUCAGAUACCCAAGGUGCAAACCUUUCAGAUACCCAACAUGCAACACUGUCAGAUACCCCAGGUGCAACACUGUCAGAUACCCAACUUGUAACACUGUCAUAUACCCAAGGUGCAACACCGUCAGAUUACCAAGGUACAACACUGUCAGAUAACUAAGGUGCAACAUCGUCAGAAAUACCCAACGUGCAACACCGUCAGAUAACCAAGGUGCAACACUGUCAGAUACCCCAGGUGCAACAUCGUCAGAUAACCAAGGUGCAACAUCGUCAGAUACCCAAGGUGCAUCACUGUCAGAUACCCAAGGUGCAACAUCGUCAGAUAACCAAGGUGCAACAUCGUCAGAUAACCAAAGUGCAUAACUGUCAGAUACCCAAGGUGCAACAUCGUCAGAUAACCAACGUGCAACAUCGUCAGAUAACCAAGGUGCAACAUCGUCAGAUACCCAAGGUGCAACACCGUCAGAUAACCAAGGUUCAACAUUGUCAGCUACCUAAUGUGCAACACCGUCAGAAACCCAAGAUGCAACACCGUCAGAUACCCAAGGUGCAACACUGUCAGAUACCCAAUGUGCAACAUCGUCAGAUAACCAAGGUGCAACUUCGUCAGAUAACCAAGGUGCAACACUGUCAG